ACAGCAUAAAGAACAGCCACAUCAGUCAACACCCUGUCUGAAAAGAUCCAUCGUGCAUGCAGAUCUGGUUUGUACUCUCUCAAACGUUACCAUAAUUUAAUCGAAUCAAUUAAUCCAUCCGUCAAAAGGAAAUUGAAAGUGCCUUGUCUCUUUUGCCUGCGCUGGUGCUUGUUCCGUCAUUCUGAAUUUUUCGACCCAAAACUCAAAUCCCACACAACACGCAUUCGACAAGGUUCCAUAUCCCGUACCGUCAAUCUCAUUCUCAGACCUGUUUUCUAAUUGCCUUUCUUUCUGAUGGAUGCCAAAGGAGAUCGCCAGGAAGGUGAGGUGGGGACCUCUCAGCACUCCUCACCCAAGCAACCGAAAGGGAAUGAACAACAAGAGAAAUCAGCCGUUGAACCUGGGUCAAAGUCGGCCGACCAGGAUCCAGCAGCCUCUCAGAACCAAAUGGACACGGCUUCUCUACCGGAUGAUCAUGAUGUUGCUACGCAAUCACCAACGGCACCCGAGCUUGGCGCUGCUUCAAUUCUGAACCAAAUGAAAAGGACUUCUCGAACCAGGGAUAAUGCCAUUGCUAUGCCUUCCACCAAAAAAGCCAAAACCAGCCUCACAGAGGAAUCCCCAACCACAGAACCCAAGCUGGACACUCUAGGAGUCAGUGUCUUCCAUUUGGAGCACUUCUUCCUGGAAAAAGAAGUCUGUGCUUCCAAUCAUGCCAAAACAGGAAAUCCACUCUCCAGAGACUCCAACAUUUAUGACAUUGAAAACCUAAAAGGUCUUCCUGGUGUCAUCCGAUCAAAGAGUGCCAACUCUGUUUGCCCACUAGACAAGAAAAUGGGUGCUGCCUAUGUACACUGUCUAGAAGGCAAAGACCAUGUUGGAGAGGCAACUCAAAUGCUCAGCUAUGCUUGGGACUACACGAUCGGAGAUAUUGUGGAUACCCUCACUGAUUUCUGCCACAAACACGAGCUUGACCCCAAAAGAACCUAUAUCUGGAUCUGCUGCCUCUGUGUCAAUCAGCAUAGGGUAGUAGAAAAGUUCAAGUCAGGUGUGCUGGUCCCCACCCAUGAAUUCUUUGAUAUCUUUGGACACCGAGUCAAAAAGGUUGGCCACCUUCUGGCCAUGAUGGCUCCAUGGAACGCACCUGCCUACAUCACUCGAGUUUGGUGCAUUUUUGAGAUGUUUACGGCCCACACAACAGAUGCCUGCGAGGUGGAUAUUGUCAUGCCACCAAAGGAAAAGAAAUCACUAGAGCAGGAUGUUCUUAAUAAUGGAGCAGGCAUCAAUGCUCUCUACAAGACGCUUGGCAACACCAAGGUUGAAAAUGCAAAGGCAUCUGUCAAAAGUGAUAGGCUGGCUAUUCUUGGUCAAGUAGAAUCAACUGUUGGAUACUCUGUGCUCAACAAUCGAGUCAAUGACAUGUUGCGUGGAUGGAUGCUAGGUGUCUUGACUCAGCUGGUGGAAACCAGAGAAAACACAUAUGAUGAGGACUAUGCCGCCUUUUGCAACCGAAUUGGAAAUAUUCUCAAGCACAAUGGAGAACACGUUGCGGCCAUGAAACUCCACAAGACUGCUCUUGAAAUUUGUGAGGCCGUUUUUGGUGAGAAUCAUCCUGAAGUGGCCACAACCCAGAGCAACAUUGGCUCUGUCAUGCUGCAUAUGGGUGACUAUGAAGGUGCUUUGGCAAAGCACAAACGAGCUCUUGCCAUUUACAUGUCAGCACAUGCCAAGAAUCAUCACGAUGUUGCAACGGCCUACAUCAAUAUUGGACAGGUACUGCAUGAAAUGGGUGACUAUGAAGGUGCUUUGUCCAAGUUUGAGGAAGCUCUUGCCAUUCAACUGUCAGCAUUGGGUCAGAAUCAUCCCUCACUGGCAACCACCUACCACAAUAUUGGUUCUGCCCUGAAGGCAAAGGGUGACUAUAAAGGUGCUUUGUCUAAGUACAAGGCAUGUCUCGCUAUUCGAUUGUCAGCAUUGGGCAAGAAUCACCCCUCAGUAGCCACCAUCUGCAACAAUAGUGGUUCUGUGCUAGAAAAGAUGGGUGACAAGGAUGGUGCUUUGUCAAAGUAUGAGGAAGCUCAUGCCAUUAGAUUGUUAGUACUGGGAAAGAACCAUCCUGCUGUGGCUGAAACUUACAACAAUAUUGGGGUCAUCCUGGGCAAGAUGGGUGACAACGAUGGUGCUUUGGCAAAGCAAAAGGCAGCUCUUUCCAUUUAUUUGUCAGUGCAUGGCAAGAAUCAUCCUAAAGUGGCGGUGAUCAACAUGAACAUUGGUUCUAUCCUGCAUAAUAUGGGCGACAACGAAGGUGCUUUGGCAAAGUAUGAGGAAGCUCUUGCCAUUCGAUUGUCAUCGUUGGGCAAGAAUCAUCCUUCAGUGGCAAUCACCCACAGCAACAUUGGCUCUGUCCUGCAGCAGAUGGGUGACUAUGAAGAUGCUUUGUCAAAGCACAAGGAAGCUCUUGCCAUUAAAUUUUCAGCAUUGGGCAAGAAUCAUCCUGAUGUGGCAACCACCUACAGCAAAAUUGGCUAUGCCCUGGAAAAGAUGCGUGAUUAUGAAGGUGCUUUGGCCAAGUAUGAGGAAUCUCUUACCAUUCUAUUUUCAGCAUUUGGCAAGAAUCAUCCCUCAGUUGUCAAAACGUACCACAAUAUUGGGCAUGUGCUGCGCGACAAGGGGGACUAUGAAGGUGCUUUGGCAAAACUUGAGGAAGCUCUUGCCAUUCAAUUGUCAGUACUUGGCAAGAAUCAUCCUUCAGUGGCAAUCACCCACAGCAACAUUGGCUCUGUUUUGUAUAAGAUGGGUGACUGUUCUGGAGCCUUGUUGAAAUUUGAGGAGUGCCUUGCCAUUCGGGAGCAAGCUUUGGGAUCAGAUCAUUCAGACACCAAGAGUUGCCUGAAACAGAUUGAAAUUGUCAAGUCAAAAAUGCAGCAAGCUUGAUUCUGUGGUUUGUUUGUCAACUCUGUUGUUUAAUAGUAUUGUAGGUGUUAAUUCUUUUCUUCCAUGUUUCUGUAGUUGCAGUC
This is a messenger RNA of Seminavis robusta, 3017 nucleotides long. Lineage: Eukaryota; Bacillariophyta; Bacillariophyceae; Naviculales; Naviculaceae. The record is from the annotation of a GenBank genome assembly.